Messenger RNA from Leptinotarsa decemlineata (Colorado potato beetle), 701 nucleotides. RefSeq lists its product as uncharacterized. Lineage: Eukaryota; Metazoa; Arthropoda; Insecta; Coleoptera; Chrysomelidae. The record is from RefSeq and is a predicted model, not a curated record.
CUUAUUCGAUCUAGCCUGCUCUAGUGUUAACACCUCUUGCGCACUACUUCUCUAGAUACUUCUUCAAAAAUGUCGAAUGAAUGGAAUUUGUCAGAUGAUCAGCUGAAAAUUUAUCUCAGAAAACAACUCAGUGUCCAUGAAUUAGAAAAAAUAUUGGAGAGGAAUGUGAAGAUUUUUGAAAACCCGAAUGAGGAGGACUACUCGAGAACCAUAGCCAAAAUGGAAAUAGACCAGUUGCAACAAGAACUGAGAAGUCGUAUAAUGAUGAAGGAUAUGAAAAGCACAAUCGCUUGGGCUCUAGCCAAUACAUCAAAAGUCUAUGGUUCUUCCGCCGUUAAAGCAAGACAAGCAAAAAAGAUGACCAUGUUGAAUAAAGUCAAACGUUUCUUUCAUCUGAAAUAGUAUCUAAUUUUUAUCAAGUUGGUGUUCACACCUAUCAUAGCAUUCAGUAUUAUAUUCAUUUAGUUAGUUAAUCAAGCUUGGGCAUCUUCAAAACAUUCAUUCGAUAAUUGAAAACUAAAAAUGCAAAUUGCACAGUUGAAACAUGAACUGAAAAUACGAGAAAUAGUAAAAAAGUGAAAAAAAAACACCAAAACAGUGCUAAAUCCAAUGCAAGGUGAAAGUAGAAGAUGCCCAUGUUAUAUAGAAUCGAAUAUUAAUUGAUUAUUAACUUGGAAAUGUUCAUUGUACUUUUUUCACAA